Messenger RNA from Siniperca chuatsi (mandarin fish), 11271 nucleotides. It is a transcript of the gene camta1a, whose product is annotated as calmodulin binding transcription activator 1a. Gene Ontology annotation, cellular component: nucleus. Gene Ontology annotation, molecular function: protein binding; transcription coregulator activity; double-stranded DNA binding. Lineage: Eukaryota; Metazoa; Chordata; Actinopteri; Centrarchiformes; Sinipercidae. Gene Ontology annotation, biological process: regulation of transcription by RNA polymerase II. The transcript is spliced from 24 exons. The record is from RefSeq and is a predicted model, not a curated record. The coding region runs from base 383 to 5974 and encodes 1863 amino acids.
GAUAAAAGAUGUAGCCUCACCCAGGCCGUACUGAGCAUUAAAGUAAUUUCUUUUUAAUAUAAUAACGCUUCACCAUCUUUUUAACAAAAGCGUCGUGCCAGACCUGCAGCGCCUCUGAGUUGUUUUAAAUUCACUGUAAAAAAAACAAAAAACAAAAACACAAAAAACAAAAAACACGGCUGGUGGUGUCAAGGUGAGAGGAGAUGUGUUUUUCAUCCCGGAGCCUCUCUGUCAGUCACCGCCUCACAGCCAAUGGUAAGUUCGCCUCGGUCGGACCGACUCGCCGCUUGAUCCUCCAGUCCCUCCUCGUGCUGUCCUCGUCGUGCACGCGCGUGGUACCCACGGUCGUGAGGAGGAGGAGGAUGUUGCGCGUGAAGGGGAAAUGGCUGCCGAAAACAAGCCGGAAGGACUGAAGAAAGUUCGUAAUCCGGAUCGAAUGUACAGAUCAGCAGUGUGUUAUGCUGGCCAUGGUCCACCUAAGAGUAUCAGUGAUGACACAGAGACGAACAAUGAACAUGGACAUUUGAAAAUAUACCUGCCCAAGAAGCUGCUUGAAUGUCUACCAAAAUGCACCUCUCUGCCAAAGGAGAGACACCGGUGGAACACUAAUGAGGAGAUCGCAGCUUACUUGAUAACAUUUGAAAAGCAUGAAGAAUGGCUAACGACAUCCCCUAAAACAAGACCGCAGAAUGGGUCGAUGAUAUUGUACAAUAGGAAGAAGGUGAAGUACAGAAAAGAUGGCUACUGCUGGAAGAAGAGGAAAGACGGGAAGACCACACGGGAGGAUCACAUGAAGUUGAAAGUACAGGGAGUUGAGUGUUUGUAUGGCUGCUACGUACACUCCUCCAUCAUCCCCACCUUCCACCGUAGGUGCUACUGGCUGCUCCAGAACCCUGAUAUUGUGCUCGUCCACUAUUUGAAUGUUCCAGCCAUUGAAGAUUGUGGGAAACCAUGUGGUCCGAUCCUGUGCUCCAUCAAUACAGACAAGAAGGAGUGGGCCAAGUGGACCAAGGAAGAGCUGAUCGGCCAGCUCAAGCCCAUGUUUCAUGGCAUCAAGUGGACUUGCAGCAAUGGGAACAGCAGCUCUGGCUUCUCAGUGGAGCAGCUAGUGCAACAGAUUCUGGACAGCCACCAAACUAAGCCACCUCCCCGGACUCACAACUGCCUCUGCACGGGCACCCUGGGUGCAGGGAGCAGUGUGCACCACAAAUGCAACAGCGCCAAACACCGCAUCAUCUCCCCUAAGGUGGACCCCCGCUCAGGGGGUUACAGCAGUGCUCACUCUGAGGUACAAAACAACGAUGUGUCGGAGGGGAAGACAGAGCACAAUGCCCAUGGUGGAGGCAAAAGCUCUGGGGGAGGAGGUGGAGGGGGCAGUGCCAGGGAGAAACGUAAUGGCAAAGUCCACAAGCCUGUCCUGCUGCACCAGAACAGCACGGAGGUGUCAUCCACCAACCAGGUUGAGGUCCCUGACACCACGCAGAACUCCCCUGUCUCCAUCAGCAGCGGCCUCAACAGUGAUCCAGACAUGGCUGACAGCCCCGUGGUGACAGGGAUGAGCCACGUGGCCUCUGUCAUGUCUGGCCUGUCCCAGAGUGUCUUUAUGUCUGAGGUCACUGGAGACCCUGUCUACAGCAUGUCUCCUACUGGGGGUCCCAACAGUCAUCUGAUGGGUGCAGAUGCCACCUCACAGGGCUUGGUACUGUCUGUGACCUCUGAUCGUCACAAAUUUGCCUUCCCCAGUGGGGGAGUUGGGGAACCUGGGACUACCGCAGCAGGAGACAGUCUGUCCAUGCUGUCUACAGCUGGGGUGUCUGAGGAACUGGUGCUCUCCAGCAGUCUGGACUCUGGAACCAUCAAGAUGCCAGAGACCAAUAUGAACUUUGACCCUGACUGCUUCCUGAACAACCCCAAACAGGGCCAGACCUAUGGAGGCAGUGCAAUGAAGACAGAGGGCAACUCUUCCUCAACCUCAUGUUCCUCUGGUGGCAGCAAUAGCACCAACGGCAGUCUACAGCGCUCCCCCACCAUGUCAGACAAUGGCUAUACCUUCAGCUCAGCUUUGGUAAAGAAUAUCAAGACAGAAGAUACAUCCUUUGAGCAGCAGCUGGCCAAGGAGAGUGGUUACCAGGUGGGGGCAGUAGUAAACUGUGGCAGCGGGGUGUCUGUGUCAUCUGGUGCUGGUUCCGGCCAGGGCAGCCUUACUCUGACCCCAGCAGGCUCCCUGCUUCCUUCUGGUGGGGGUCUGAGUCCCAGCACCACCCUGGAGCAGAUGGAUUUCAGUGCCAUUGAUGCCAAGCAGGAUUUUACUUCCAGCGCUACCACAGUGAGCUAUGGUCAGGCCAUGUCCAGUCCUCACAUGCAACAUCAGAAUCGUUCACCCAGCUUCUUCCUCCAGGAUGCCUCUCAGACAGGCCAUGCUCAGCAGGGGAGGCCCAGCAUGGGCCAGAAAACACAUUUGAUGGAGCACAACUCCCAUGACUCUGGAGGUUAUAUGGGCCUACAGGUGGUGAAGACGGACUCCCCUGGCAGCAACGGCCAUCUCCACCACCACCACCACCAGGCCCACCAGACCCAGCACAGGGCCAACUGUAAUGGAGGCUCACCCACAGAGGGGCCUGGCCAGGCAGGUUCUCUCCAGCUGCUACAGUACCAGGGGACCUUUCCUGGGCUGGGCACUGAGCAUGAGGAGGUGGUGGGUCUAGAGCAACCGGGCAGUGUGAGUUCAGCUCAGGCUGGAGCCACUGAGAAUGGCGCUGAGAAUCUACUCAAGCCAGGAGACCACAUUCAGGCCUGUGGGGCAGGAAAUGGAGAGGGAGGGGGCACAGAGCACUACCUGCAACAGGCCACAGAUGGUGGUGGAGGAGGGACUGGAGGUGCAGGAGAUGGGGUAGCAAUUCAUAAUGGAAACAACAAUGGUGAUGGCAGCAACCGCUCCCAGCAGCAACAGCAGCUGCAGCCUCUCCUCCAAGGCACAAGCAUGGUCCAGGGACUCUAUAAUGCUGUCGGAACCCACCAAGGCCUAGGUGGAGCAACCAGUAAUGGAGGAGCAGGAGGGACAGGCAUGGAGAUCAGUCUAGAUCACUUUGACAUCUCUUUUGGUAACCAGUUCUCUGACCUCAUUAAUGACUUCAUCUCAGUGGAUGGCAGUGGAACCACCAUGUCAGCUGGAGGGGCCCUAUAUGCUCACCAGCUAGUCACAUCCCACAACUCUGAUAGUCAGAACACAGCUGGUGGGGUCCCCCAGCAAGGCCAGGAAGAUGGCGGGGCCAGGGGCUCAGGCUACAACCCCUCAGAGCUCUGCCUUCAACCCUGCUGCAGCCCCCAGUCUCUGAAUGGAGGGGCUGGAGCAGGGGGAAACACAGGAGAGGCAGGCUCAUUGUCAUACAUGAACGUAGCAGAGGUGGUUUCUGCAGCUGUAGCCCAGGGGGCUCUGGGGAUGCUUCAGGCCACAGGCCGGCUCUUCAUGGUCACUGACUACUCCCCUGAGUGGUCCUACCCUGAGGGUGGAGUGAAGGUGCUGAUCACUGGGCCCUGGCAAGAGGCCAGCUCAAACUACAGUUGCUUGUUUGACCAGAUCUCAGUCCCAGCCUCUCUCAUUCAACCAGGGGUGCUGCGCUGCUACUGCCCAGCUCAUGACACAGGUCUGGUGACGCUACAGGUGGCUGUCAGUAACCAGAUCAUCUCCAACUCAGUGGUGUUUGAGUACAAGGCUCGCGCUCUUCCUUCACUGCCAUCAUCUCAGCACGACUGGCUCUCGCUGGAUGAUAACCAGUUCAGAAUGUCUAUCCUGGAGCGCUUGGAGCAGAUGGAGAGGAGGAUGGCGGAGAUGGCCAGCCACCAGCAGCCGAGCAGUGCAGGGAGUGGUGGAGCUGGGGGAGGAACAGGGGGAGGAGGCGGAGGAGGGGUAGGAGGGGGAGGAGGCGGAGGAGGUGGAGGGGGAGGCAACAACAGCCAGUCACAGUGUGUACCUGGCCAGAUGCAGGCCAGCAGCUCCUUUGAGAGCCGUGUUGUGGUGGUCUGUGAGAAGAUGAUGAGCAGAGCUUGCUGGGCCAAGUCCAAACAUUUAAUCCACUCCAAGACCUUCAGAGGCAUGACACUCCUUCACCUGGCUGCAGGCCAAGGCUAUGCCACCCUCAUCCAGACACUCAUCAAGUGGCGCACCAAGCAUGCUGAUAGUAUUGAUUUGGAGUUAGAAGUGGACCCUCUCAAUGUAGAUCACUUCUCCUGCACACCUCUGAUGUGGGCAUGUGCACUGGGUCACCUGGAGGCAGCAGUGGUCCUGUAUAAAUGGGACAGACGUGCCCUAGCUAUCCCAGAUUCUCUGGGCCGCUUACCCCUCUCAAUUGCCCGAUCUCGAGGCCAUACCAAAUUGGCUGAAUGUCUGGAGCAGCUACAAAGGGAAGAGCAGCAGCCACCAGCUCCUCUACCACCCACAACUCGCAUGUCUUUCUCACCAGCCCCUGACACACCCACCACAGACAGCUGGAUGGUCAGCUGGGCAAACAACAGCGUAGUAGCACCCAGCGGCAAGAAAGGGGGUCCUGCCACCACUACAACCACAUCCAGCACCACAAGCCUCAAUCCAGACUUGAGAAGGCCCAGGUCAGAGCCCUCCAACUACUACAGCAGUGAGGGCCAAAGAGACCUCCCACUAGCUAAAAAACAUAAACCCAACCCUGAACUGUUUCAGACACGGCCUGAUAAGGCUUUGUCUGUUCCUUUGAGCCUGGAGCAGCAACAGCUCCACAAGCUGUCCUCUAGCCCCAAGAGCUUGUCCUCAGAGGGCCUGAGCUCAGACAAGGGCCUGUCUACUGGAGGCAGCACAGGGACAACAAGAUGGACCUCCAGAGAGAGUUUCUCCAACAGCGGCUUGGGGAGGAAGGUGCUGGGGGUCAGUGGAAGCAGCAGCCUGGGAAAGGAGAAAUUGGUCAGCCGGUUACGUCAGCGGGAACAGCUAGGCAUGCUGGUGAUGGCAGACAGAGAAAUGGCUGAUGCAGAACUAUUAUCCUAUCGGGAAGAUCUGGAGAACCAGGACUGUCUCACACAGAUGGAUGACCUGCAGGUAAAUAUGAUGACUCUGGCAGAGCACAUCAUUGAAGCAACGCCAGAGAGAAUCAAAAGGGAGAACUUCACCGCCGCAGACUCAGUGCCCUUAGACACGUCAGGGGUCAGCAACACCAUGAACUGGCUGGCCAACUACCUUGGAGAUGUGGAACAGCUGCCGAGCAUCAUACACCUACGAUCUCUGUAUAAUGAACCCCUGACCCCAUCAUCCAACCCCAACCUCAGUCCUGGGGGGUCUCCACUGAGAGAGGGGCCCCUGGAGAGGUCUACACUCACAUCCCCAGCUGACUGGAGUGAGUUCAUCAAUGCCUCCAACAGCAAGGUGGAGCGAGACCUGGCCCAGCUGACUCUGUCAGAUCCAGAGCAGAGAGAGCUGUAUGAGGCUGCCCGCCUAGUCCAAACUGCCUUCCGCAAGUACAAGGGGCGGCCGCUCAGAGAGCAACAGGAAGUAGCUGCUGCUGUUAUUCAACGUUGUUACAAGAAAUACAAACAGCUUACAUGGAUAGCCUUGAAGUAUGCACUUUAUAAGAAGAUGACGCAGGCCGCCAUCCUUAUCCAGAGUAAAUUCCGCAGCUACCACGAACAGAAGAAGUUCCAGCAGAGCAGGAGGGCUGCCGUGCUCAUUCAGCAAUACUACCGCAGCUACAAGGAGUUUGGCAGGCUGAAGCCCCAUCACCGUGGGGCUGCUGCUGCCCUUGUGCAGCACAAACUGAGAGGUAGUCUGCUCACAAAGAGGCAGGAUCAGGCUGCCAGGAAGAUCAUGAGGUUCCUACGUCGCUGCCGCCACAGCCCCUUGAUGGACCAUAGACUGUUCAAGCGGGUGAGUGCAGCCUCAGCAACUCAGGCGAAAGAAUUGAAAAGGGCCAGGGAACAUGAGACCCCUCAGAAGAGCCCCCUCGCGAUGUGACAUCAUUCUCCUGACUCCUCUUUUAUUUUUUGUUUGUACCCGAGACAUUUUACAAGAGAAAUGGGAAAAUAAACAUCAAUGCAAGCACUGCAAUUAUUACUACUACUGCAGUGGUACUGGUUCAACUACUAUUACAUGUACAACGGCAUUUUUUCACAUAUCUAUUCUUUCCACUGACUUGAUUUUGGUCUGAGAGUGGCAUCUUCUACAGGAUUAUAAACUAAAAGGUUCGGGGUGGGGGGUGCAGAACAUUUGCUUCAUGGUAUUUUUUGCACUUUUUCAUGGAUUGCUUUGUCUUUUUUGGAUAUGAAGAGGUUUUGGACGUUGAAGGAAGUGAACGCAGGACGUGUUUGAGGAGGUCUGUCACAUGCGAGGACCUGAAGAGACAUAGAUUAAGGCUGCUGCAGGGGAUCUCAGAGGACAGGGAGACCAUGCAGAAACACGCUGGGCUCUAAUUGUAUUUCAUAAUUUUUUAAGUGACCAAUCAAUUCAUUUGAAGGAUUAUUUUUUAACCAAAUAUAUUGGUAACCCACACGCCCACACUAUCCACUGCUCUAGAUGAUAUAAUAUCCAAUUUAGCUCAACAAUUCCUCCCACCAGUCUGCCCACACGGGUGGAGCUACAAAUGAAUGUAGUCGGGGGUUUAAUCAUGCAGAAGCAGAUGGGGGAUUAAAUAUUUCUGUUUUGCCAUUUCUUAAAAAAACCUAUGCUUUAUCGUAUAUAUUGUCACUUUAUUACUUGAAUUUGUUCCAUACUGUCCAAUGUAUUUGUUCCAUCAUGUCCAAUGUAUUGGUGAUCUGUAUCUUCAGAAUCUAUGUUGUUGAAUCCUACCAAGAAAAAAUGCAUGACUUCUUGGCAAGAAAAGUCUUUGCUUGUGUGCUUAUGGUCUAGUCUUUCAGCCUAUCCUCUGAUUUUCUUUUUGUUUCCACUUUAGUGGUCCACAUAUCCAUCUUCUCCCCCAUAAGUUCUACCAUCUCAGUAAUGAAGCUAUCCCUGUAUUUUCCUGUUUUUUUUAAAUUUUGUUUCAUUUUGCUUCGUUCAGUUGAUUGCUCCUCUGAAACCUAACAAGAGAAAAGAAUUUGCCUAUUUUGUGUUGUAAUGGUUAUGGUCAUGCAGGUUAUUACUGUUCUUUUUAAAUGAACUUCAGAGCCUGUGAAGGCUUUUGAGGGGAAGAUCACAUACAUUGCCUUGACGUCUUAGAGAUUCUUUGAGGGGUCCCUAAGCUUGUCCCAAAAUAGGGGUUUGACAAAUCCAUAUUUUUGACAAUUGAGCGAUUUCUGUAUAUAAAGAAGGCUGAAAGUACGUAGGAUAAAACAUUUACCCAAAGGGGAUUGUAUUUUAGAAAUAUAUUAUUUUAUUCAUUAAAAAUGGGUCAAAAACAGGUACGAGACAAAAACAGAAUAUUUGUAUAGUUUUGUUUGAAUGCCUAAGAAGUAUGGUUGUAUUGUUUGUAAAUAGUGUAAAUACCUGGAAUAAAAAUGAGCUAUGUGCAUGAAAAGUAUGAACAGAGUCAAAAGGGGAAAAAAACAACAAAAGCAGUAGUGGCUAUGCUCUGUAAAAUUAAACCUAUUUCACUAUUAGAGUAUUUUAUUUUAUUUUGAUUGUUCUUGAGAAGAACAUUUUGCUAAAGCAUGAUACUAUUGCAAUAUAAAAAAGUAAAAAAAAAAUACUGUAUUUAGAGUUAGGAGAAGUCUGCAAAAUUAUCUUAAAACAAGUAUGGCUAUGUUUACAUUUUUUUUAUUUGUUUGUUUUGGGCUACCAAGAAUUUCUUGCCAAUGGUGCCAAGGUAUGUGAAUGCUAUAUAGCUUAAGAAGAGAAUUAAGUUAAUUUUUGCAGAACAGAUAAUCAUACAGUGAAAUACACACUAGCACUGAAGACCAUAUGAUCACAACUGGCCGAGGAUCACUAGAACAGUAAGGUACACAGUUUGCAGAGGGAGUCAUAUUUAAGCAGAAAGCAUUAAAGUCUCUCAUGUCUCCACCAUUCCCACAGAUAACUGAAGCAUUUGACCAUCACUGAAUACACCAUAGCAAAGUUUGAGUUUUAUUUUUGUUGUCAUUGCAAAUGGAAUGUGAAAUGUUACUGAGGUAUCUUGUCUGAUCUUAAAGAUUGGCAGCCUUGCCCAUGGUGUCCCUAUAAAGCGAUGUAAUUACUCUCUCGCUGAGAAAGAUUUAAUUCACCUCUUUACUAUAAAUGUGCAGUAUGUUGCAGCAAAUAUUGAUUUCAGAAUCAGAAUCAAAAAUACUUUAUUGAUCCCUGAGGGGAAACUCAGCUGCUCACUAUCACGUCAAUGCACACAGGAAUAGAAGUACUAAGCAAAUCAAAAUAUAAUGCACUAUAAUACAGGUAAGAUAAAUUAAGUACAAUUUAUCAAUUUGUGGCUGAUCCCUGUAGUAAACUGGUGACAGGAUUUUCCUAAUACAAUAUGUUUUAAUUACAAAAAACUCCUUGAUCAAGGCUGCCAGGGUUUAAAUAGAGCUUGUAUUCCAUGUCAAAAAGAACAAAAAAAAAAAAGAUGUCUAGUUGAAAAACAUCUGUAGCAUACUGUACAUGACUGGAUUUCUUUGUCAAGCAGCUGAAAACAUUUGCAAAAUGAACUGUUCCAACAGUCAAAGGUGCUAAAAUGAUUCUACCCAGAAGGACAGCCCGUAAAGUUGUCACUUGCCUCGAUGCAGGGUCAAUGAGCCAAAAUGACUGUAGUAACUAAUGUGUAAAACAGUGCACUGGUGCCAUUUAUAAUUAUGAGGCAUAAGAUGUGUCUUGUACAUUGGAUAAUAUUUACAUAUAUAGCAGUUUUGAUUGAGCUCUAGGAACAAUCUGAGAGAGAAUACACAUGAGCUGCUGGUUUAGAGAUGCCUGUUGGUUGCUGCCUAAUUCCUAUAAUAUAUUCCUACCAGAACUACCAGAAGGUGUAUUCUGUAUCCAAGUAAUGACAUUUGAUUAUUCAGCCAAGUGCCACUGAAAAACUUUUCAGUUUUGAGUUUUGUUUAUAAAAGUAUUGUCAUGUUUGUCAAAUAAUUAUUAGGCUAAAUAGGUAUUUCUUGUAUUUAUUUCCUUGACUGACUGGUUGUUUUGUUGUUUUUCACACAACUGAUAUGUAAACUUUAUUUCCCGAGUGUUUAUGUAGAAAGUGCCUAUUCAUAUCCUGAUCACACAAAUCCAGUCUCAGAAUGCAUACGAUGUACCUGAGGUUGAGAAAAUGUGAGAGAACAUGGUCCACCCACAGACAGUGCUGCAUCCUCUACAUGAACACACAUGAUCACCAUCACAUUGCGCUCACCAAAGCCACAAUACGAUAUUCCCCGCUCACACCAGUAUCAGUACAGCACACCAGCUUGUCAACAUGCUAAGCUUUAUUUUUCUUUUUCUGCCUUCUUCUGUUUCCUACUGGGAAUCACACUUCCACAUCACAAUGCCACUACUGGGGUUUGUUGCCUUGCAUUCAUCCUCUAGUCUGUGGUUAGAAUGCAUUGACAAUGCAAUGUCGUGGCAAAAAGGAGAAGGAUUUAUUAUGCUUGCAUGGGUAAAAUAGUUAACUGGGUGACAGAACUGCACCUAAAGCAUGCUUAUUUUCCUAGAAUCGGUAGUCAGAUAGACUUGUUAAGACUUACUGUUCUGUAAAACGAUGAACGUUGGUUUGACGUGUCACAGAACUUAGAAGGACAGAGGGCAUGUGACUGGAGGGCAGACGGGAAACAUACGAAUGAGCCAAUGAUCCAUACUCAGUAGCUAUAGAUGUUUUCAUGGCAAAGCAUGAGGACAGGAUUGUUUUUUAGGCCAAGCUCUAACUUUUUAGACUUUUUCUUUAGUUUUUUGAUUAAUUUAGAUUUGAUCAGUGUGCUCCCAACUUCAAAUACGACAAACGGACAAGGUUGGAGACCAUUGUGAUAGUAUGUAUAGCAAGUAUUAACUAAGUGACACACGGUACACACAAACACAUGCACAAGACAGCACAGCACACAUGCAGACAUGUCAAGGUGUCAGUUUCAUUUGUACACUGAGCGGUGAAGGCAGCAUUGCUCUUCUCUAGGCUGAGGGACUGGUUCACCUCCCUUCUGUAUUUUACUCAGGGUGCCAAAAUGGGGAGGAGGAAACAUAGCAGGACACACGAUUCACGGCAGAAGAAGCUGAAAUUCAAAUGGCAAAACCUUUCAGCAGUGCUUUCUGGUAAAGAAUCUGGGACAGACAGGUUCACCACUGAGACAUUGAAGUCUUUAAAAUGAAUGAAUAUGAAAUAUAAUCCAUUUCCUCUCAGUAACGUUGAACAUUACAGACACCAGUGGAGCCCUGGAAUAAAGUCCUGUUAUAUAUAGCUCAUUAAGAUAAAUGAUUUGACUUUCUGUCAUAGAAGCCUGUCAAAUCAUAGUAUAAUUCUGGCCAGUUCUUUAGGCCAUUAAUUUAUCUAAGUGACAAAGUGCAAAGGGUAUUUAAGAAUAAGAGUGUAGUUAUGUGAAAAGUUCACCUGCAAAUCUUGUUUUUACUGCCAUUUAUGAAUGGGAUGACAGGUUAGCUGAUAGGCACUCUUCAUUAGUAUACAGUAUUAUCAAUUUCAAGACGUUCUGUGAAUUGACCUGGGAAUCUGCCUUUCCUCCUCUUCUUUUUCCCAAGCACCCAAACCGGAGAAAGGUAGGCACAUCAGGACAACAGAACAGAAACAGUUUUACAACAUAUUCCACUUGUGGACACAGAGCAAUAAAGAACUAUUUUGUGGAGACCUAUAGACCUAGUGAAGUUUAAAAUGAUUGGACACAUGUAGUCGACUUACUCUUAUGCAAAUGCCAGUAUUGCAAGACAAGCAUUCAGUAGUUUAUGGACAGCAAUUAUAUGGCACCCUUUACCGAACUGCACGUUUUCAUCAAUUCCAAACCGAGAAGAAAAAAAAAAGGCCCUGCUUUGAUAGAAAGUUAUGGGUCCUCGACACUUUGCAUGUGAACUAGUGUUAGAUCUAUUUUCCUCUCCUCUAUAGCUGUCUUUCUCUCUGUCUUUCCCUGUUAUGUGACCCAAUUUUUCUCCGCUCCCAACCCCUACCUUUAAAAGUUUCAUCUCCUCUUGGUUCUCCUAAUGUGUUUUGUUUUCCUCCUUUUUCUUCCCUUCUCUUGUUUGUAACUUUUAUUUUUGUAAUUGUGCAUGUACAAGCGUCACUGACUCGAUGGAUAUGUUAAAAAAAAGAGAUUUCAGCUGCUGAAGCCAUGCAAAACGUUUUGAAUUGCCCUUAAAAUAUGGAAGAUGUUUUCUGAAUGCUUUAUAUUCUUUCUGCUGUAAAAUAAUAAAAAAAGGAAAAAAUGAAGAAAACUCGA